This is a messenger RNA of Phlebotomus papatasi, 1815 nucleotides long. RefSeq names its product CDK5RAP1-like protein. The record is from RefSeq and is a predicted model, not a curated record. The coding region runs from base 90 to 1766 and encodes 558 amino acids. Gene Ontology annotation, cellular component: mitochondrion; cytosol. The transcript is spliced from 2 exons. Gene Ontology annotation, molecular function: tRNA-2-methylthio-N(6)-dimethylallyladenosine(37) synthase activity; 4 iron, 4 sulfur cluster binding. Gene Ontology annotation, biological process: negative regulation of cyclin-dependent protein serine/threonine kinase activity; tRNA modification. Lineage: Eukaryota; Metazoa; Arthropoda; Insecta; Diptera; Psychodidae.
AUCAACUGUCACAGUCACAUGGUGAUUUUGUUUGUAUUUUUGUAAGGAGUGGGGAAGAUUUCCCGUGAGAAAGCCUUCUCGGAGAAAAAAUGAAGAAGUUCACUGGUAAUUUCUUAAGAUACCAUCUAACACGAGGUCGUUUAAUUGACGGAAUUUCACGGACAAGUCACACAAAACCCGCCAGAACUAUUCCGGGAAUUCCGGCUGAAGGGCCAGGAUUGAAGGAGUUUCUAAUAGCAGGAAAAAACUUGCCAGCUCCUAAUCGUCCAGCAGAAGUGGAGAGCAUACCCUAUUUAACUUCAUUGGAUAUUUCUGGUCAGAAUCGUCGGGUGUUCUUUGAAGUUUAUGGAUGUCAGAUGAACGUUUCAGACACCGAAGUCGUCUGGUCAAUCCUCCGGAAGCACAAUUACCAGAAAGUUGAGGAUAUCGGAGAUGCAGACAUUGUUCUCCUGAUAACUUGCGCAAUCCGGGAGGGAGCAGAAUCAAAGAUAUGGAACAGACUUCACCAUCUAUCAAUCUACAAGAGCAAGCGAUUUCGGGAAGCUCCCCUUCAGAUCGGAAUCCUGGGAUGUAUGGCUGAACGCCUGAAGACAAAAGUCCUCGAAAAGGAACGCCUGGUGGACAUAGUGGCAGGACCUGAUAGCUACAAAGAUCUACCGAGAUUGCUGGCUGUAACUCGAGAUGGACAGCAAAGUGCUGUGAAUGUUCUCCUGUCCCUGGAUGAAACCUACGCAGACAUAACGCCCAUUCGCCUAAAUUCUUCCUCCGUCACGGCUUUUGUCUCCAUCAUGAGAGGCUGUGAUAACAUGUGUUCCUACUGCAUUGUCCCCUUCACCCGGGGACGCGAGAGAUCCCGCCCCAUGGCAUCCAUAGAAGAAGAAGUCAGACACCUUCAGAGUCAAGGAGUUAGAGAAAUCACCCUCCUCGGACAAAAUGUCAAUAGCUAUCGAGACAUCUCCACAACUCCAGACAAAGAACCAACAACCCUAGCACCAGGCUUCAAAACUGUCUACAAACCCAAAAUCGGAGGAGCGAGAUUUGGCGAGCUUCUCGAGAGAAUUGCCAAAGCAGUACCUGAAGUUCGAAUCCGAUUCACAUCGCCCCAUCCCAAAGAUUUCCCCGAGGAAGUUCUCAAGAUAAUCCAAAAACACCCAAACAUCUGCAAAAAUCUCCAUAUGCCAGCUCAAUCCGGAAGUACAGCAGUCCUCGAGAGGAUGCGCCGGGGCUACAGCAGAGAAGCCUACCUUGACCUAAUAGAGAGAGUAAGGAACCUCCUGCCCAAUGUCGCCCUCUCCAGUGACUUCAUUUUGGGAUUCUGCGGAGAAACUGAGGAGGAAUUUACCGAAACCCUGUCCCUAAUUGAAGCUGUCCAGUACAAUGUAGCCUACAUCUUCCCCUACUCCAUGCGAGAAAAAACCACAGCCCAUCGUAGAUUCAAAGAUGACAUCCCUGAAGACGUCAAAGCCCAAAGAAUGAGGAGGACUAUUGAAGUUUUCAGGAGAAAUGCCACUGAACUCAAUAGCCGAAUGAUUGGCCAGGAGCAAUUAAUCCUCAUCGAGGGAAACAGCAAACGCUCCCAGGAAGACUUUUAUGGAAGGAACGAUGGCAAUAUUAAAGUUAUCAUCCCCAAAGUCACAUUAAACUCCCGGGAAAUCCAACCUGGGGACUACAUUGCUGUGAAAAUUCACUCAGCCUCAUCUCAAGUGCUCAAAGGUACUCCACUGAGGCAUACAACACUCUCGGAUUUCCACGAAUCUGUUCAUUAAAUGUAAAUGAAUUUAUAGAGAGACUACAAUAAAAUUGUUGAAAUAGUAA